AAACACAGUUACGCAACCAACUUUUCAUUGGUGCUGUAUAAGCUGCGGUCUUAUAGUUUUGAUAGUUGUUAUAGAGGGAAAAUUAUUCAUUUCCCGCGAUUCAAUAAAAAUCAUAAUCCCUCCUCCAUCUUCCUCGCGAUUUCUUCUACCGUUGUGCGAUCUCGAGUUUCAUACUUUCAAUGGCGAGCCCAAGCGCUGUAUCUGAAGAUAGAAAAUCGGAUGACAUCGAAAUCGUCUCCGUCGGAGCUCUCUACAGCGGCUCCUGGGAUAAGAAGUACUGGAGUUCAUCUAGGGGAAAAGAUCGUUUCCCUUAUCCUGUGGGCUAUAAAGCUGUUCGAGCUUACAAUGGGAGCACAUAUUAUAUGGAGAUUGAAGAAGGUGCUAAAGGACCUUUAUUUCUGAUUAGAUAUUUGGAUGAAUCAUGGAGUGGUCAGACACCAGAUAUUGCAUGGGGAAAGUUCCAGAAGACGGGCCUCUCCAACUUAAAAGUAUGGCAUGGGAAACGAUUUACUUGUAAGAUGAACGGCGUGGAGUUUUUUGGCUUUAAAAACCCGUUGGUUCAGAGAUUGCUCCGGGAACUUGUGAACAACUCCCACGGGAUGGUAGAAUCUUACUCCAGCAAUAGGGUUUCUCAAAUCCAGGUCGAUGAUGAAAGGCUAGCCAAGCGUGAAAAUCCAGAUUUAUUAUGUUAUCUGGACAUGCCAGUGGCUAGAAAGAAAAGAAGUAGAAAAGCUGAAAUAGGCCACCAGAAUUCAGUAGUUAAAGAAGGCCAUAAAAAAACAAGAUUCCAAGACUCAUGUUCUGGUAAAGAGAUUUUAAAUUCAGCAACAGCGUCAAUCUGUUCAGCAAAGGAAGAAGUGGAGAUCGUUGGCCUUCAAGGAGCACUACCAGAGCAGUUGCAUUCUUGUCAUGCUACUAACGAAAAUUCAUCUCCUCCAAUAGAAAACCCUCCCGAAGUGAAAGUAGUCGUCCCUAUCCAAGAAACAAACCAGCUUCCUAACAGCUGUACAACAAAGCCAUUAUCCAACAUUUCUGAAGAGCUUCAUGGAUUGCAACCAAAGGAAAACAAACCCAACGAUGAUACUUUUCUAAACGGGAGCCAAGAUAUGACCAGUUCCAAUCUUUGUGCACCCGAUACCUUGGAGUUCGUGCAAGAUAACCCCAUAAGUUCUGCUCUAGCAACCGAUGAUAAUACAAGUUGCGAGCAGAAAGAAGAAUUGACCCUUGCUGACAUAGUAGUUAAUGAAGGGCAUUCAGCUGGACCAUAUACAGAAGAUUUAGCUGAUCAGGAAAUUGCCAAAUCAAUGAUCUCAUUUCUACUUCCUCGAGCAAUUCCACUGCUUAAGAAGGCCUCAGUCAAGAAGCCCCCAAAAACUGAUGUGUCAGAAACAAUGUCUGCUAGAUUAAAUCAUUCAGACAACUCCAAAACGAGCCAACUUGAUGAUGCGUCAGGAAGUGUUGUCUCCCUGUCGAUAAGAACAUGCACUGGAGAUGAUGAGAACAGGCAAGUCGUUGCUCUAGAUUCUGUUCAGGAUUGUACAAGUGAUGUGCCCGUUGCUCCUGACAGUUUUGAUGAGUCUCACUUGGAUGUUCCUGGGAGUGGGCAUAUCAUAUCAUCUUCCAAGGAAGCCUCUCCAGCAGAUCUUUCCAAAAAUCCCUUAGACGAGGAAGAUGUUGUAAUAGUAACCCCAAGUCCAUUGGUUUCUGCUUUGGAUACAGUUGAGAUCAUAAAGCCGUCUUCACAUGAUGUGCCUUUUGCUCCUGACAGUUUUGAUGAGUCUCACUUGGAUGGUCUUGGGAGUGGUCAUAUCAUCUCAUCUUCCAAGGAAGCCUAUCCAGCAGAUCUUCCCAAGCAGCACAUAGACGAGGAACAGGUUGUAAUAGAAAAUGCAAGUCUAUCAGUUCCUGCUUUAAAUACAGUUGAGAUCAUAAAGUCGUCGUCACAUGAUGUUAGUACUAUUUUGGAAGAAAAUAAUCUAGGCGGAUGUGUCAAGAAGUCUAUGUUAAUACCACAAUGCACCAGUCCGAUUAACAAGAUUAUUACCAAAGAAUCUGAGGAACUCUGUGCAGGAGACUUAGUGCAAACAGAGCACCACUCUGAAAACAAGGAAGCAAAGAGUACAUCUUGUUCUACUGAAGGUAAUGGUCUUGUUGUUGGCACAACCCCUACUGUAGCUAGUUCUGUUAGAAAAGAAACACAUAAGGUGUAUAGCAGGAAAAGAGUCUCGACCAAUCAACUGCGAGGAAACAAGAACUCAUCCUCAGAAAGUAAAAACAGUUGCAGAAAUACUGGAGAUGGUGAUUCAAUAAGCAAGAUGUCUCCUAAUAAAACCCAACGUAUCUUGGAGCCUCAGUCGACCUGGUCUACCAACUCUGUAUCAGAUAGAAUAAAUCCACAAGGGGAUGGAAGCAGUCAUGUAACCGAACAUUACCAGGGUCCUGAGCUAAUGAAGGUGAAUAACAAUCAAUUCACCAAUGUAUUUUGCAAUGAGGCGUGUGUGAUACCACAAGAUAUAAGGCCAGCUCAAGGCUUUGAAAAUGCAAGUACAUCCCCACCAUCAUUUCCAGCGUCAAAAGUUGAAAAUGUUCAAGGCCAUAUUGAUGAGGCACUGGGCAUCCAAGUCUCUGAACCACCUUCUACAAAGUCUCAAUAUAAGGAACAUACCAGCGAGAAAAGCAUCUCCAGUGUGCCGGAAAUUUCAGCUAGUUCGAGUUUAAAGCUCAACAGAGAUAUAAAGAUCAACAAUGAGAUGGAAAAAACUGUUGAGCUGCUUGGCUGCUACUUUCAUCCCAUGCCUAUUUCAUCAGUUUCACUUCAGUCUGUUGGUAAUGAAAUCUAUAUUUGUGUGUUGAGCUUUGCUACAGAAGAUAGAGUUAGAACCCUAUUUAUGUACAAGAUAUCAGCUAAAGCACCAACCAAAGGAUUCCCAUGUGUCGUUGGUCACACACCUGUCAUACUCCCCAUUAUGGAUGACAAAUCUGGUGCAAAUGUAAACUCUAGAGCGCUCGAAAGGUCUUAUUUCCACGUCACUCCGGAUGGGGAGCAUCUUAUUUUUACUGGCAAUAUCAAAACACCUUAUUGCAGGAAGAGGGAAAUUGAUUGCUCGUGUUUGACUUGUACAUCAGCAUCCUUUGAAGAGAACGUAGUGAGAAUUGUCGAGGUGAAAACUGGUUACGUUUCUCUAGUGACAAAACUUCAAGCAGUUGACAGUGUGCAGUGCCUGGUGGUGUGCGAUCCUGACUAUCUCGUUGCAGUUGUUAAAGGUGGAAACCUAAUUGUCUGGGCCAUGAACUCCAACUGGAGAGGUCCUACUGAAGAAUUCAUUAUCCCCGCAAAUCCUUGUACAUCUUCAUGCAUAGUGGAACUGAAGAAGAUCCCAAAAUGUCCUCAUCUCAUUAUUGGACACAGUGGUAUUGGGGAGUUUACAGUUUGGGAUAUUUCAACGCGAAGCCUAGUAUCAAGAUUUGUAUCUCCCAGCAAUAUGAUCUUUGAGUUCAUCCCAACCAGUUUGUUUGCGUGGCACCCUCUACAUGGCCAUUCUACAAUGGAGGAUCAUAUCGACAUGAUUUUAGCUGCAACAAAACUGUGGUUCUCAAAAGGGAUCAACAACAAAACAUUGGUUCCAGCUGAAGUCAAAGACACUGCCAUCUGGCUUUUAGUCUCUACCGAUCCUGACCCAGACGUUAAAUGUGAGACUGUAGAAAGACCAGGAAGAUGUUGGAGACUGGCUCUGCUUGUGAGAAAUCAAGUAAUAUUGGGAAGUCAAUUUGAUCCGAGGGCUGAUGUAGCGGGCACAGUAUCUGGUCAUGGAGUAACAGGCACACUUGAUGGAGUUGUGUAUUUGUGGGACAUGUCGACAGGCUUAAAACUCGGCUCCCUCCAUGAUUUCAAAGGACAAGGGGUUGCAUGCAUAAGCUCAGAUGAUAGGGGGAAUAUAUGUGUAGCAAGUGAGGAUGGUCAGCUUCUGGUUUAUUGCCAUCCCACCAAGGAAACUCAAAGUCAAGGAGUGUAGUAGACUUGGAAAAAGAGGUUUUGGCUUCGAUUGGCCACUAUACAAGCUGGGGAACUGUUAUCUAGUUUUUUUAGGAGGAUAAAUGGUUAAACGCUUAUCCCCUAUAUAUUAAUUGAGGAUCAUUUAAAAAGAUGUAACCUUAAUUUUGUACUAAUUACAUUUUAGACUUGCUGAGGUGGCGUUUAAGUAGAACCUAAUUUUGCUGAUGUGUCAUGAUUAGAAUCGAUUGAAAAAUUAGUUAGUCCAAUUUCAAUUUGCUAGGGAACGUCAUAUUAACUAGGAAGACUUUGUUAUACGAUUAACACCUUAUAAACGAAGUUUUAAAAGAAUAUUAACAAAGAGACGCAUUAGGUUUCUAAGAGGGAGUUGCGGCGGCAAAGAAUGAGUGGAGUGAAUUAAGGAGGCGAUGUGGUCAGCAGAGAGAAAGACAGUUGAGGAAAGAGAGGGAGACGAGAGAUGUGGAGAGAGUUCUGAAUGUUGUGAAGGAGAUGGAGGUUACGAGGCGGAACUGGGAGCUGGCAUCACAGGUUAUGACGGUGGUAGGGGUUUGGAGGAGGGACGGUGGUCGCAGGGGACGGUGGGGAUGUUGAGAGAUUCGAGGGCUUUGACAUGUUGUGGCCUGUGGGUCUAAUGGAGGUGCGAGGAGUGGGAGAGGUGCGUGUAAAGGGAGAGAUGGUUGGAGAAGGAGUUGGGGACAGGGAAGGAGCGUUUAUAUAAUUGAUGCUCGACGUUGCAAGUUUGAUCUUUGUUUGUGGGAUUGCUAAUUACUUGGUAAAUAUAUUUUUUUCGAGCUAAGAAUCAAGAUCUUCCAUGUUUUUCGAUAUAUGUUCAAACUGUUGAAACGAUUUGGGAAAAGUAUUAACUUGCUUAUAAAUAUUUAUCUGUAUUUUGAUUGUUUGUAGAAUGCACCAUAUUUGUGUAAAAAAGACGGGAUUGUGCUGAACUGUCCUCAUCUAUGUGUAUGAACGUUGGUAUGUGUUUUUUCAAAGGCAUAAGCUUUGAAUCCAUUAGACACAGAUGCAUUUUUUUGUGUUUGUAGGUAAAAGAGUCACAUUCUCUAUAAAAAAAUAUGGACUUGGUAGCAGCAGUAACUAUGAACUUUGAAAACUAAUUCUAUCAAGCUCAUAAUACUUCAGCACUUAGAAGCAGCAGUAACUCAGGAGGUGUAUCUUUGUCUUGUGACUACACUCAUCAGCGAUGUUUUGGAUCUAUUGCUUUUGGAAAAAUGAACCAUUCAGUCUCCAAGAUAUUUUUGAAGAGGCAACUAAUUAUGUCCUCAGAUUAACCAGUGAAGUCCAUUACUUACACAGAAUAACUAGGUGAGCUUUGAAUAUGAUCACAUCGGUGAAGAAACUAUCGAUGAAUCUGAUCCUAUCUGCACCGGUUAAUGGACAUAAUUAAAAUAUCUGCACCGGUUAGUGGACAUAAUUAAAAUUUUAAAUCUAAAAGUGUGUGAUGUUAAAAAGGAUCUAAAAUAUGUGAUUUUUCAUAUAAAGUUACAACAUUUAAUGUUAAUUCUUGCUAUGUGGGAGUUUCUAAACGUGAGAAAGUAAAUUUAUAUAAUGGAACUUUUUAAAAAAAAUUCAGAAUGCACAUUUAUCCCACGUAGUGUUGACAUAAAUGUAAUUUUGUCUUGGUCGUAUAUCUUAUUCACUAAAUAUUGCAUAUGUGCAUGUUCUACGGUAAAUAUACUUUCUUUAAUAAAUAGUUGAAUCUUAAGAAAAAAAAUGACAUUAUAUACUGUCUGAAUCCUAUAUAAAAAGGGUGUGUGAGAAAGCCAUCUCUCUCUGUCAUACUGCAUUAAUUUGUAUUCUAACUAAUGGAAACUAACCAACGACAGCGUACAUGGCUCCCUAUGUACAAGUUCAUCUGUCUAUAUAAAUACCUAACGUGAUUAGCAUUCUUAAGCAUGAGCACAUUUAUCUAGAACCAAAAAUUGAAUAAGAAAACGAGGUUUGGUUUGCGUUGGAUCCUAUCAAUUAUAAAAAGAGUGAUUAUAUAUCUUUAGAAACGAAAAAUCGAAUCGAAACCGAACCAAAAAAAUGGGUAUCCGAAUUUCUAUAAUAUAGUUUAUAUUUUUAUAAAUAUUAACUCUAUGUAGUUUUAAGAUAAUCAAAUAAUUUUAAAAUGUUAUUUAUAAGUCGAAAUACCUAAAAAAUAAAUUACUAGAGUACUUUUUAUCUAAAAUAUUUAAAUUAUCUAAAUUAAUUUGAAAACAAAAAAAAAAUCCCAACUUUGUUACUCGGACCGAACCGAAAAGGAUUCCAAAAUUACUUCAAAUAUAAGCUGGUCUCAAAUUUGUUACUCAAACCGAACCAAAACACCAAAUAACCAAACCAAAUUUUCUAAAUGCCUGAACGGAUACUAAACUAAACCAAAAACCCAAAUAACUAAAAUGAAACUGAACCAAAAUU
Molecule: messenger RNA, 6427 nt
Organism: Brassica rapa (field mustard)
Lineage: Eukaryota; Viridiplantae; Streptophyta; Magnoliopsida; Brassicales; Brassicaceae
Biological process (GO): regulation of cell cycle
Cellular component (GO): nucleus
Molecular function (GO): protein binding
Source: RefSeq, a predicted model, not a curated record